Molecule: messenger RNA, 713 nt
Organism: Actinia tenebrosa (Australian red waratah sea anemone)
Lineage: Eukaryota; Metazoa; Cnidaria; Anthozoa; Actiniaria; Actiniidae
Source: RefSeq, a predicted model, not a curated record
CAGAGAAUACCUCAAUGUCAAGAAUUGCGUGAAAAACACUAUUCACAAAUACUGCCAACUCAAAGGGGACAUCCAAGAGGCAUUUGACUAUCAGUUUGACAAUUACAACCCAUUCUGCCCAAAAAGUGUGGACCCAGGCAGUAAAGUAUCGAGUAUUGCUGUCUCCAAGGUUGCAAUUGUUAUUUCUUUGGUUGCGGCUGCCAUACAGGCACUGUAAGGAAGCAUCCAUUCUUUCAAAGGGGAGGGGAAAUCUUUCGAAAUUUUUUUAUAGAAAAACCAACAAUGCUCCUUCUCAAAGAAAUAAAUAUCAUAACCCUACCCAUUGGUUUUGCAAUCUUCUUCAGUGGUAAAAUUUUGAAUUGAAUGAAAAAUAAAUACCAAUGAUUUUCCCUUUCUGGCUGUGUAAGAACUCAAUGACCUUUCAAUAGUUUCCUUCUGCCCCUCCCCUCUUCUAGAAAAUGAAUGCUUCCCAAACAGAAGUUCACAUUUAGAUUUAAAUUUUGGUAAAUUUUGUAGUAUCAGGAUGAGUUUUGAUUGAUUUUAUGUUAAUAUUCGAUUCUUUGUGUUUGAGUUAAAUGUCAGCAUGCUUGCAAAUGUGGUUCCAUAGUCUAGGAAAGGGCAAACCCAGUGAUUUGCAAUAAUAAUGAUGAUGAUAAUUUGUAACUAGGAUACCAGACUACAAAAGGUUCCAUUGGAUUUUAUGUAAUAAUUGU